AUGGCUUGGGGCUGGGGCGAAUCCGAAGAAGCUCACCGUGAGGUUUACGGUCAGGAGAAGCACGAGAGCAAGCUCUCCCACGAGCUGGUUGCCGGUGCUGCGUCCUUUGCCGGCAUGAAGGCCUGGGAGGACCACCAGCGCAAGGAAGGCAAGCCUGUCAGCCACGCCUUCGCUAAGGAGGCCCUCGCCGCCGUUGUCGGCGCUGAGGUCGACAAGCUGGCCGAGACCAAGGGCUUGGACGAGGUCGACAAGUUCAAGGCCCACGAGCACGCCAAGAAGAACGCCGAGCGCAUGUACGACGAGCACUACGUUGAGGGCCAGGGUGCCGACCAGUACGACCCCAACCGCUAUGAGCGCCACGAGAGCUUCAACCGCUGGUAG
This is a messenger RNA of Aspergillus terreus NIH2624, 381 nucleotides long. RefSeq names its product DUF3759 domain-containing protein. The record is from RefSeq and is a predicted model, not a curated record. The transcript has 3 exons. Lineage: Eukaryota; Fungi; Ascomycota; Eurotiomycetes; Eurotiales; Aspergillaceae. Bases 1 to 381 code for a protein of 126 amino acids.